AUGGGAAAGAAGAACAAGCAAAAGCAGAAAGUAUUUCUCCCGCCCGAACUCCCACCGGAAGUACCAGACGAUGAAAUCGAAGUCUCCGACGAAGACUUACAAUUCGUCAACGAGAAUCUCGAUUACGCUGGCUUCGUUUCUGGCCUAGACACCUCUUCUAUCGACAAGCAUGUGACGCGCGUGGCGGAUUUGAAAGAAGAUGCAUUAGAGAGAUUGUACGAGAGGCGGUUACAGAAGAAGAAAUUGAAAGAAAAAGAGAAGGAAGAUGAGGAGAAGGAAAGUAGAGUUGAAGUUGAUCGGGUUGAUGCUCUUCCGGUGAAGAGUUUCGACGGAAAAGUUUAUUACCGGACUCUGUCGGAGAAAAAAGGCGGAGAUGUGGGGGAUGGGGAAGGGGAAGAUGGUGGUGGGGAUAAGGGAAUAGUGAAGUUGACAAAAGCGGAGAGGAGGGCAAAAUUGAAGAAGAGUAAAAAGGAGGCGAAGAAACUUGGAAAGGAAGUUGCAAAAGCAGAAGAUGUGAAAGAAACUCCGCAAGCUGCUGUGCUGGCUGAGGUGAAAGAAGAUCUCACAGCUGAAGCGACAUUUGAAACUAAGAAGCAUAAACUUGCAGAGCUUGGAAUAGCAUUGCUGGCAGAUCCAGAGUCCAAUAUAAAAUCUCUAAAAGAGAUGCUACAGUUCUGUCAUGAUUGUGAUGACGCUAUUGUUAAACUUGUACUGCUAUCCUUGUUGGCUGUUUUUAAAGACAUUAUUCCAGGGUACGCCUAUGAUGAUCUGCUGUGCUAUCGGAUUAGGCUUCCUACUGAAAAAGAGCUAGAAAUGAAAGUUUCCAAGGAAGUUAAGAAGAUGCGAUUCUAUGAAUCAACGCUUUUAUCUGUAUACAAGGCAUAUUUGCAAAAGUUGGUAGUGUUAGAAAAACAGUCCAAGUUUCAGCAUGUGGCUGUUCGUUGCAUUUGUACUUUGCUAGAAGCUGUUCCACACUUCAACUUCCGGGAGAGCCUGUUAGCUGCUGUUGUAAAAAACAUAGGUUCCCAAGAUGAAGUCAUAAGGAAGCUUUCUUGUGCUGCCAUUAAGUCAAUUUUUGUCAAUGAGGGAAAACAUGGUGGUGUUGCUUCUGUUGAGGCUGUUGAAUUGAUAGCUGAUCAUGUUAAGGCUCACAAUUGUCAAUUGCAUCCUGACUCUGUUGAGGUAUUCAUGGCCUUAUCAUUUGACGAAGAACUUGGGAAGCCUGAAAAACCAGACAAAGACAGCAAGGUUAAAUAUAAGAAAAACAGAAAGAGAAAGAAUGUUGAGGAGCCAAGUCAAUUGCAAGAAAAUGACAGAAAAAGAAGUAAGAAAGAAUCUAUGGCAAAGAUGAGAGAAGAGGUUACUGCAGAUUAUAAGUCUGCUGUUUUUACCCCAGAUGUAAAGGAGCAGAGGAGGAUGCAGUCAGCUAUGCUUUCUGCUAUGUUUGAGACAUAUUUCCGCAUCUUGAAGCAUACCAUGCAGUCAACCACAGCUAGUUCUGAAGCAAAUGGUAAUUUAGUUGCUGAUGCAUCUGGGGCCUACCCCCUGCUUGCUCCAUGUCUCAAUGGAUUAGGAAAGUUCUCCCAUUUUAUUGACCUAGAUUACAUCGGAGACCUAAUGAGCUAUCUGAAAAAGCUUGCUACUGGUGGUGGUAGCUCAGACAGCUCAUCUGAGAAAUGUGCAAAGGGUCUGACAAUAUCUGAACGCCUCCAAUGCUGCAUUGUUGCCUUUAAAGUGAUGAGGAGCAACCUCGAUGCCCUGAAUGUGGAUUUACAGGGUUUCUUCGUGCAGUUGUACAAUCUCAUACUUGAGUAUCGGCCUGGAAGAGAUCAGGGUGAAGUGCUAGCGGAAGCUUUGAAGAUUAUGCUGUAUGAAGACCGACAACAUGACAUGCAAAAGGCAGCGGCAUUUGUAAAACGAUUGGCCACGCUGUCAUUAUGCUUUGGAUCAGCGGAGUCCAUGGCUGCUUUGGUGACUCUAAAGCAACUUCUUCAGAAAAAUGUCAAAUGCCGGAAUCUGUUGGAAAAUGAUGCAGGAGGUGGCUCUGUUUCUGGUUCCAUUGCAAAGCAUCAGCCAUAUGCAACAGACCCGAAUUUAAGUGGGGCACUUGCUUCAGUUCUCUGGGAACUCAACCUUCUCGCCAAGCAUUAUCAUCCUGCCAUUUCAACAAUGGCUUCAAGCAUUUCAACCAUGAGCACAUCUCAUAACCAAGUUUAUCUUGUCGCCAUGACUCCUCAACAAGCUUUUAGGGAUCUGUCUCUUGAACAAGAGUCAUUCAACCUAAAACCUGAUUCAAGAAAAUCAAAUCACAAGAGUAGAAGAGGAAAUGGGUCUUCCAAAUUGGCUAGUAUUGAAGAAAAUGUAAACAGCACAAGCUCACUCAGCGAAGAUGAUUUGAGAAAGAAACUUUCUGAUCAUUUCAAUCUUCUUCGUGACUUUAAGCAGAAUGAGAAAUUGAGGACAGAAUUAGAUCGUACAACGUCAGCCUUGCAAUUGUAUGAAGAGUAUAAGAAGCUAAAGAGAAAAACAGGAAGGCGAGGUAUCAAGACUGGAGAAAGUUUAAAAUCUGGAAACAUUUUAUUUUUAGAGUCUAAUGUCCUUAAAAGAGAUAUAGAUGACUUUUAUCUUGUAUACAUGUACACUUCUAGGAAGUAG
Dovyalis caffra is the source of this 2655-nucleotide messenger RNA. The record is from the annotation of a GenBank genome assembly. Lineage: Eukaryota; Viridiplantae; Streptophyta; Magnoliopsida; Malpighiales; Salicaceae.